GUUCUUCCCUCUACUCACAAAGCAUUAUCUGAUCUGCAGCUUUCCCUUAUCUGGGUUGUUUACCUUAGUUUGUACAUCAAUUUCAUUUGCCUCGCCUAAAAAUUCUGCAAUGGCAAGGAGCAAGGGAAAUGCCCAAGUCCUUAUUGUGAAGCACAUAAUCAGAGUCCUCUGUAGGCUUGCCAAGUCCGUUAAGGCGGAUGGAUAUGAUCUUUCUUCAAAGAAAAGGAGAAGUUUCAGCUCAAGAGAUGAGUACUUGAAAAGAUCGUGUGGUGGCCUCCCUGCUGAUGUCCCGAAGGGACACUGUGCAGUGUAUGUUGGCAGCGAACAGUCUAGGCAUAUUAUCCCCACAAAGUAUUUGAAUCAUCCUCUGUUCAGGGAAUUGCUAGAUAAGGCCGAAGAAGAGUAUGGGUUUGAUCACCAGAUGGGACUUACACUUCCCUGUGAGGAGGUCGCUUUCCAGUACCUGACGUCCAUGAUGGAGAAAAUGGUGUAGCAUUAGAAGAGGUGAAAAUGGAUGAGCUCAUUGUCUUCCCUCCGUCAAGAGAAAUAGAUCUUAUUGUUUUGGGUGUAUCAUUAGAAGAGGUGAAAGUGGAUGAACUCAUUGUCUUCCCUCCCUCAAGAGAAAUAGAUCUCAUUGUUUUGAGCUCUGAGGAGCACCAUUUCAGCCAAUGUGGCUUAGGUAUUAUGAUGCACCAUCCUGCCAAGGUUAAGGCCACCAGAGCUGUACACAAUCAGAAGUCAUUAUAAUGUAUAUUUUUUAAAACAGGAUUAAAAAUCUAUGAACUCGUCAAUCGACUGUAUAAUUUUUGUUCGA
Molecule: messenger RNA, 814 nt
Organism: Cryptomeria japonica (Japanese cedar)
Lineage: Eukaryota; Viridiplantae; Streptophyta; Pinopsida; Cupressales; Cupressaceae
Product: protein SMALL AUXIN UP-REGULATED RNA 12-like
Exons: 1
Coding region: 110-493 (127 amino acids)
Biological process (GO): response to auxin
Source: RefSeq, a predicted model, not a curated record